UCGGUUGGAGAAAAUCAGAAAAAGGAAAAAAGGAAAAAAAGAAAGAAAGAGAGAGAGAGGCCAAGUUUGACCUAGAAACCCACUCUCUCUCUACCUCAUUGCGCUAUGAAAGCCCUGCACUCCCACAACGCAUCCUUCAAUCUCUCACGCGAAACGCACGCAGAAACAGAGACUCAUCCUUCUGUGAACUCAUAGUUUCUCUACAUUCUAAGUUCUUUAUUAAGAUAUUGCCUUUGUUACCUCUAUUCGCAGAGCUAAGGAAGUGUUUAGGACUUUGUCGGUUGGUUUGUUGGAGAAUUAUUUUAUGUCUUUAAGUUCGGCAUUUUUUGCUGAGAAGAAAAUACAAAUACAGACAGUUAUAUACUCUUUGGUGGACAUCCUAUUUUGUGUGCAUUUACAUAUGAAAUGGGUUCUCGAGGAAGGCCACUAUUUGAUCUUAAUGAACCCCCUGCUGAGGAUGAUGAGGAGGCUGAUCGAGUCAUCUGCAUGCAGCCACAGAAGGCACUUCCCUCUAUAAAUCCAAACCCUUCUGACUUGUUUGCAGAAUCAGUAGUUCCCCAAGGAAUAAAAAUUUGCAAUGCUUUCUCCCAUGCGUCUUCUGGGUCAGGCUUUCAGCCUUUCGUGAGGUCCAAAGUUGACCAUGGCCCUGAAGCAGGUUCUGAACAAAAGCAAACACAGGAUCAGAAUUCCAAGUUGGCAUCAUCUUUAAAGUCAAAUUAUGGUGAUGAUGCAAAAACGUCUUCAUCAUUAGUUUCAGGUUCUGCAGUUCCUGUAGCUGUGGAAAGAGAAGAAGGUGAGUGGUCUGACAGAGAAGGCUCUGCUGAUGCAUCUGCUGGCAAUUGUCUCUAUGAGCUGGGCAAAGCUUCACAAGAUCAAGGCAAGUCUGAGUUGAUGCAAUGUAGUGCUUCUGGUAUGGGUUUUGAGAACAGUUCUGGCAGUACAAGGGUUACUGAUAAUAACAGGUUUGAAAUCAGUGGGCAUGCUUCACAGGUGCUGGAUCAGGAUCUGAAUGAUCAGAAAAGUAACAGCACUAGAAAUUCAGAUAGCAAUGUUAAUGGUCAUGCAUCCACGGAUGUUCAGGAAGAAACUGCAUUAGUUCCAAAAGCAAGAGAAGUUAAAGGUGUUGAAGCAAAUCAUGCACUCAAGUGUGCCAAUAAUAUGGGCAAGAGGAAGAUGGACCAACAUAAAGAAGCAAUGCUAGGAAAGAAGCGGAAUAGACAGACCAUGUUAAUUAAUAUAGAUGAAGUCAAGCAAGCAGGCCCUAUGAAAUCUUCAACACCAAGAAGGCAGCCAACUACAAUUCGUACUGUGAAGGAAGUUCGCACUGUCCUUCCACCUGUUGAACAUGUUGGGGAAAAGCAUGUCAAUCCGAUGAUUAAAGAUCAGAAGCAAGUUGACCUAUCAUGCAAUGAAGGGGGUACUUCGUUGGAGUCCUGCCAGGCCAAAAAUGAAAGUAAUGGUGAUGUAAGUUCUGGACAACAAGUGAAGCCUAGGAGGCUGAACAGUGAUGCUGAUUUUUCUGGAGAAGGAUACCCACCGCCCAUUCCAAGACAGAGUUCGUGGAAGCAGCCUUCCGACUUGAGGCAGCCAAAAAACUCACAAUAUCCUAAUAGGAAGCCAGCUCUGAUGAGCCAAAGCUCCAUAGAUUCGAAGUUGGGAAACAAGAAGCACCUCCCUGCCAAGAAGCCAGCUCUAGUGAGUACCCCAUAUCAAGACACAUCAGUGGAACGUCUCAUAAGGGAGGUGACUAAUGAGAAGUUUUGGCAUCACCCAGAGGAGUCUGAGCUUCAAUGUGUUCCUGGACGGUUUGAAUCUGUUGAAGAAUAUGUCAAGGUAUUUGAGCCUUUGCUUUUUGAAGAAUGCCGAGCACAACUUUAUAGCACAUGGGAAGAGUUGACUGAAACAAAUGCACAUGUAAUGGUUCGUGUAAAGAGCAUUGAAAGACGAGAAAGAGGAUGGUACGAUGUUGUAGUGCUUCCAGUGAGCGAGUACAAAUUUACAUUCAAAGAGGGUGAUGUUGCUGUUCUUUCAACCCCUAGGCCUGGAACAGUCAGAUCCAAGAGAAGCAACACCUCAUCAAAUGAAAAUGAUGAUGAACCUGAAAUUAGUGGACGUGUAGCUGGUACUGUUAGACGGCAUAUCCCUUUGGAUACUCGUGAUCCUCCUGGGGCCAUCCUUCAUUUUUUUGUUGGAGAUUCGUAUGACCCUUACAGUAAGGCUGAUGAAGAUCAUAUUCUGAGGAAACUCCAGCCCAGGGGCACCUGGUAUCUAACUGUGCUUGGUUCUCUUGCUACCACACAGCGAGAGUAUGUUGCCUUGCAUGCAUUUUGCCGUCUCAAUCCACAGGUGAUGCAAACUGCAAUCUUGAAGCCAAGUCCUGAACACUUUCCAAAAUAUGAGCAACAGACUCCUGCCAUGCCUGAAUGCUUCACACAGAAUUUUGUUGAUCAUUUGCAUAGGACGUUUAAUGGACCUCAGCUGGCAGCAAUACAAUGGGCUGCAAUGCAUACAGCAGCUGGUACAAGUAGUGGUAUGACAAAGAGGCAAGAUCCAUGGCCCUUUACUCUUGUUCAAGGGCCUCCCGGAACAGGUAAGACGCACACGGUCUGGGGGAUGCUAAAUGUCAUCCAUUUGGUUCAAUAUCAACAUUACUACACUUCUUUGCUUAAGAAACUAGCACCCCACAGCUACAAGCAAGCCAAUGAGAGCAAUUCUAACAACAUUACAAUAGGUUCAAUUGAUGAAGUUCUUCAUAACAUGGAUCAGAAUCUCUUCCAUUCUCUUUCAAAGCUGUGUCCAAAACCCAGGAUGUUAGUUUGUGCGCCGUCUAAUGCUGCAACAGAUGAGCUUCUUGCUCGUGUUCUUGAUCGUGGUUUUAUUGAUGGUGAGAUGAAAGUUUAUCGACCUGAUGUGGCUAGAGUUGGGGUUGAUUCACAAUCGCGUGCUGCACAGGCAGUUUCAGUUGAGAGGAGAACUGAGCAGUUGUUAAUCAAGAGUCGUGAGGAAGUCUCAAAAUGGAUGCAAGAUUUAAGAGGUCAGGAGGCAUAUUUCUCUGGGCAAAUAGCUGACCUUCAAAACAAACUUACCAUGGCAGCUGCUGAUGGUCGUUUCCAAGGAUCGGUUGGUGUUGAUCCUGAUGUUCUUAUGGCUCGUGAUCAAAACCGAGAUGCAUUGCUUCAGAACCUUGCAGCUGCUGUUGAAAGCAGAGAUAAAGUUCUAAUUGAGAUUUCUCGCCUUCUCAUUUUAGAGGCCAGGUUCCGUGGUGGUAGCAACUUCAAUCUGGAUGAAGCCCGCUCAAGUCUGGAGGCAAGUUUUGCCAACGAGGCUGAAAUUGUUUUCACUACUGUCUCAAGCAGUGGUCGCAAGUUGUUCUCUCGACUUACACAUGGUUUUGAUAUGGUAGUUAUUGAUGAGGCUGCCCAAGCCAGUGAAGUAGGUGUUCUUCCUCCCCUAGCUCUUGGUGCUCCACGUUGUGUUCUUGUAGGAGAUCCCCAGCAGCUGCCUGCGACUGUUAUCAGCAAGGCAGCUGGUACCUUGAUGUAUAGUAGAAGUCUUUUUGAAAGAUUUCAACAAGCUGGAUGUCCAACGAUGUUAUUAUCUGUGCAGUAUAGGAUGCAUCCUCAAAUUCGAGAUUUCCCUUCGAGGCACUUCUACCAGGGUCGUCUUACUGACAGUGAAAGUGUUGUUAACUUGCCUGAUGAGAUAUAUUACAAGGACCCUUUACUUAGACCAUAUGUUUUCUAUGAUGUUACUUAUGGACGAGAGUCCCACAGGGGUGGAUCCGUAUCAUAUCAGAACAUACAUGAAGCACAGUUAUGUCUUCAGUUGUAUGAGCAUCUUCAGAAAACUCUGAAGUCCUUUGGUCUGGGAAGAAUCUCGGUUGGCAUAAUCACGCCAUACAAGCUGCAAUUGAAAUGCCUUCAACAUGAAUUUUCAGCGAUUUUAAAGUCGGAAGAAGGGAAAGAUAUCUAUAUCAAUACUGUAGAUGCUUUUCAAGGCCAGGAACGUGAUGUCAUUAUUAUGUCUUGCGUACGUGCCUCAAAUCAUGGUGUUGGCUUUGUUGCUGAUAUCCGCCGAAUGAAUGUUGCUCUCACACGUGCAAGAAGGGCAUUAUGGGUUAUGGGGAACGCAAAUUCUCUGGUCCAGUCUGAUGAUUGGGCUGCAUUGAUAGAUGAUGCUAAAGCAAGAAAUUGCUAUAUGGACAUGGACUCUCUCCCCAAAGAAUUUCUUGUUGCAAAAGGAAUGCAGGGAAAAUCCAUCAAUACAAGGGGUUCGAGAUUAGGUGGGCCAAGACAUAGAUCUGUGGAUAUCCAUGUGGAGUCCAGAUCAGGAACGCCAUCAGAAGAUGAUGAUAGUUCAGGUGCACCUGCAAUUUCUAGGAAUGGGAGUUAUAGGCCCUUCAAGCCGCUGAUGGACAAUUCAUUAGAUGAUUUUGAUCAAUCAGGUGAUAAAUCAAGAGAUGCCUGGCAUUAUGGUGUGCAAAAGAAACAAAGUUUUUCUGGGAUUAAGAGAGACUCCUAGGCGUCUUGAUAAAUAUGUGAUAAUUCUUUUGGUAUUUGGGACAGCCGCCCAAUGUCAUUGAGUCUGGACAGUUGUGAUGCUGUCUCUUAGUGCCAGGAAGUCCUUGAUCGUUGGCUUCUUAUGCUUCGAUUGCAUCUGCUAAAACACAAUAUGAAACAAGUGCGCAACUGUAACUCCAACUGCACUGACUGCAUUUGCUAAACAGAACACUAAACAAGCUUGAAGUGCUGCGUCUAUGUUGGAUGCUUGGACUGGAUGAACAGAUAUACUGCUUUUGCAAUAUAUCUGUUCUAGUUGGAUCAGUUCCUGUGAUUUUUUGCUGGGAGAUGGGCGCUUUGAGUAAGUUGUGGGCACCUUAAUCCACCAUCUUUCCAUUUGGAGGUAAGAAAUUAUUCUGUAGUGUGCAAUUAACGUGCGAUCUAACUUGAAUGUCUGCUGAUCACUGGAUGGUGGAUAUGUUAUGAAUACCAGGAAUAGAUUGGUGGCAUCAAGAAGCUUUGACCAUUAAGAAUAUGAGAUGCAACAUUCUUGUGAUAGAGCUCACCCACCCCAUAUUGACAUUUUUUCUCUUACGUCUCCAGUUGAGGUGGGGUGUCGGGAGGCUUCCCAGUCAUGUAAUUCUGUAUCUGGCAUCUAGAUUUAUUCUUUGAAGGGCGAAAGCUACUCUAUGGUUGUCAAUUCUUUGAGAGUAGGUGCACUUUAACCUGGAGUUGGUGUAUGAAAGAUUGUAGGCACAUUCUUUGGAUGUUAAAAUGUAGUAGGAUGCAUGUAAGAUAAUGAACUGUUAACCAAACAUUCUUUACGUCCAGAUGUUUUUUUUUGAAGGGGAGGCAAGGGACAUGCCUGCAACAGAUGGAAUACUCCUAUAAUUUAUGUACAGAAAAAGGACGGAGAGUACAGGUUUUGUACAACAAUACUCAGAAUACUGGAGGCAUUUGUUGACUUUUACUGACUUGUACAUAAAUCUUCAGCUCUGCAAUCAAAUAUGAAUUUAUUUAUUUUUGGCAUAAUGAGAAGUAAUUCAUUUUUUUCCCCUA
Messenger RNA from Manihot esculenta (cassava), 5558 nucleotides. RefSeq lists its product as uncharacterized. The record is from RefSeq and is a predicted model, not a curated record. The transcript has 8 exons. Lineage: Eukaryota; Viridiplantae; Streptophyta; Magnoliopsida; Malpighiales; Euphorbiaceae. Gene Ontology annotation, molecular function: helicase activity. Bases 406 to 4521 code for a protein of 1371 amino acids.